UCUAUCGUUACACUAAUUUUACUUCAGCUUCAGUUCAGGCUCAGCCAUGGAAGCAGCUUCAAUCUCUUCACCUUCAUUCACCAUUCCCAUCUCAAACAAAAUCACAAAAUUCUCAAAUUCAAAGGCCAAUUUUUGUUGCACAAGAAGAAGACGCAACAAUAAUCCGAUUGCGAAUCAAAGACGGGUCGCUCCAAUUAAGGCCAUUGAUGAUGUUUCUAACGUAACGGAUCCUGCUCGGGUCGCGGUCACUUGGCAGAUUAUUGUUGGUUCUAUAGCUGGGUUUACACCAUUUGUGGUUGCAGGAAUUGAGUUCAGCAAAAGAAUUAUAGCACAGAGAAGAUGUGAGGUGUGUGGAGGGUCAGGAUUAAUUUUAAGGGAGAAGGACUAUUUCAAGUGUCCUGGGUGUGGUGGAUUUCUGCCAUGGCAGUCCUGGAAAAGGUUCUUCACUGGCUGAAUUAAUUGUUGAAUUUUUCUUUUUCUGUAUUUUAUACUUAACAACAAUAGGUUAAUUAAUGUAAUCUAUAGUUUCCUUUUGUUUAAUUAAAACUAAUUAAAUAUGUGCCUUUUGUACACAGUUGAUAUGGAAAUUAAUCUUUAAUACAUUAAUUUUAUUUU
Messenger RNA from Pistacia vera, 615 nucleotides. RefSeq lists its product as uncharacterized. Lineage: Eukaryota; Viridiplantae; Streptophyta; Magnoliopsida; Sapindales; Anacardiaceae. The record is from RefSeq and is a predicted model, not a curated record. Bases 47 to 454 code for a protein of 135 amino acids. The transcript has 4 exons.